Lasiosphaeria miniovina is the source of this 639-nucleotide messenger RNA. Its product is annotated as Fructosamine/Ketosamine-3-kinase. The transcript is spliced from 5 exons. The record is from RefSeq and is a predicted model, not a curated record. Bases 1 to 639 code for a protein of 212 amino acids. Lineage: Eukaryota; Fungi; Ascomycota; Sordariomycetes; Sordariales; Lasiosphaeriaceae.
AUGGUUAUUGAGUUGGACACCUUGUUCGUUCCCAAUCUAAAACUUUUGGAUCCACUUUCGGACGACCGCAUUGCUAGAGACUUCUCGUCGGCGGGCAAGUUCUUCCUCGUCACAGACUUUCUGGACCUGGGCUCGUCCGCGCCGGGUGGCUCGGGCUUAUCGCUGGCUGCCAAGCUCGCGAAGCUCUACACUACGCCGGCGCCGACGUCAAAGUUUGGGUUUCCCGUGCCGACCUGCUGCGGUGCCACGGAGCAGGAUAACUCGUGGAAGGACUCGUGGGCCGACUUCUACGCGAACAACCGCCUGCGUGCCAUUCUGCGCGAGGGUAUCAACCGGCAUGGUGCAGAUAAGGAAUUUGCUGGCCAAGGCGGCGCGGAAGAGGUCGUCUAUAACCCGUCGACCACGUACGGGCACUCUGAGUACGAGCUUGGAAUCAGGCGCAUAUUUGGGGGCUUUGGGAGUGCUUUUUGGAGAGAGUAUAAAGAGUUGGUUCCCAAGGCAGAGCCCAAGGAAGAAUGGGGCGACAGGGUUUUGCUAUAUGAGCUGUACCAUCACUUGAAUCAUUUCGCGCUGUUUGGCGGCGGCUAUUGUGGCGGCGCCAUGUCCAUCAUGAAGAAGCUGAUCUCCAAAUAUGGAUAA